GUGCAGUUUCACGGCGCGAGUGGACAAGUGGAGACAAUUGGCUGAAACGCGGUUUAGGCAGUGAGAAAAACAUCUGUAUAGUACUGAAGGAUACAGUCGAAACGUUUCACAUGGGGAGCUAAAGAACAAAAUGACGUGUAUGCGUUACACUAUGUUACUGUUCUCAGUUUUGGAGUUAUUGUUGUUUGGAUAUACAGCUGGUUUGUUGAGCUAUGAGAGCGCGUCUCCGGGCGCGAGACUCCCGCGUGCUGCGUUGGAUGAGACGUUGGAGGCGACCACCAUCCCAAACCACUUACAGGAGGACGACAGAGACUCCAGGUUUUCACCUUUUACCCCCACAUUGAGCAUCGCAUCCAGGGACUUGGGGACCACUGAAAAAACUAACCAACUACAGCCCUUCUGGCUGACCACCACGGCUGCGCCUCUGACCAAAACAAUGGACCCAACCUCCAAAAGCAGUAAAGUCAAAGAAAACUCCACACUAAGCAUUACAGUUAAACCCACUUCUUCCUCUCCAUUAAGUGGCACAAAAAACCCAACAACACCUGCAUUGGAUACUACUACAAACAGUUCAUGGGCAGUGAAAAGCACCUCAGUGCCUCCUGUCGCAACCACUGAGAGAGGACAUCAGUGUAACUGUAGUGCUGAGGGUUCAGAGGACCAAGAUACUUGUGACUCUGUCACAGGUCAGUGUUUAUGUCUAACUGGAUACAUGGGGCAGCAUUGUGAUGAAUGUGCUGAUACGUAUUUCACCAACGGAACCGGAGGCUGUCAGGCCUGUGACUGUGACUCCUAUGGAGCCGUAGGACAACUCUGCAAUAGUUCAGGCAUGUGCAUCUGCAAGAGUGGAGUACAUGGGGACAAAUGUGAUGACUGCCGCCCAGGCUUCUCGCUCUUCAGCAGCACGGGGUGCCAACCAUGCCAAUGCAAUAAUCAUAGCAGCUACUGCCACCCACAGUCAGGCAUCUGCGUGAACUGCCAAGGCAACACAGAAGGUCCCAGCUGUGAAAAGUGCAGGUAUAAUUUCUACCGAAGGCCCGGUUCUCCUGUGACAGAGCCCUGCAUCCCCUGUCCCUGCUCCAGCGUCACCUCCACAGGCAGCUGUAAGCUCGACUCAAGCGGCCAGCCUUACUGUGUCCAGUGCAAGCCAGAGUACCAGGGUCCCAACUGUGAGCAGUGUAGCGAUGGCUUCUACAACGCCGACAGCAUCUGCCUUCCCUGUAACUGCAGCGGGAACGGAGACCCCCGCAUAUCCCCUCGGAUCUGUCACCCAGACACGGGCCACUGCCUGAGCUGUAUCAACAACACUACGGGGCCGCACUGCGAACGCUGCGCGGAAGGCUUCACAGGGGACGCGCUCGCCAGGAACUGCACUCCUACAGUCGUCCACACUACUCCUUCAACCACUACCCGCUGGUUUCACUACACCACCAUGACCCCCAGCCCAAAUGUUACAGCACAGUUCACCACCGUCUCCACAACUUUGCUAAACAGCCUAGGAAGCUCCACCCCCAACACCACCACCACCACAGUGACUCCACUUCCGUGGAACCAGUUCAACAUCAUUGUCCUCGCGGUCAUCAUCAUAGUUGUCAUUGCUCUCUUGGCUGUGGUAGGUGGUGUGUACACUUAUCGAGAGUACCAGAACCGUAAGCUGAACGCCCCAUUCUGGACCAUCGAGCUGAAGGAGGACAACAUCAGCUUCAGCAGCUAUCAUGACAGCAUUCCGAACGCAGAUGUAUCAGGGCUUUUAGAAGAUGAAGUUAGUGACAUGGGCAAUGGACAGCUUGCUUUAACCGGUCCUGGAGGUUUGUAUAAAGUGUAACUGAUAUGGUCCUUUACAGAAAACUGGUUUGCUACGUCAACGCUGGCCUGACGCUUGGCAGAUUGUGGACCUACGGAUAUGUGGAUUUAUUAUUUUUUUUAUUUUAUGCUAAUGGACCACGGACAAGGUUUUCCCACGGGACAAAAUGCUAACACUCACACAAGCACUUCAGAGCAAGAAGACAAAGUAAUGAACGAGGAACAUGAGCAGUGCAUUUAACUGAAAAGCCAAGUUAAACAUCCUGCGUUAUGGAAGGCCUUGGCCGAAUCUCAGUUGAAACAUGAAGUGACGCAGAGACUAAUACACGUGUGACCGAAAUCUACACAAUGAAGCAUGUCCGAUUGAGUAUUAAUACAGCGUCAGUGAGACAUGCAUGACGUUUCAUCACAAUCAAAUGCAUCUGCUUAUUAAUUUAAUUUGCAUACUCACAGUUAUGUCCAUUCUAUGUAAAUGCUGUUUUAAAUGCACACAGUGAACAUUCGUUUUCGACAAACUCAGGAUGGAUAUUUUUUUAUUUUGGGGUUUUUGUGUGUGUGUGUGUGUGCGCAAAACACACCCUUUUUUAGUGUCGCUUCUUAAAUGCUUUUACAGAUGCAGGACUUUAGGCGGCGCCAUUACACUGGACCUGGCAUACAGAGCAGGCCUGUGUAUAAUGCAAUGGAAAAAUAUAAUACUAAAUGGCAGAUGCUGAAUGACUUCUGCAUUCACUUCCAUUUUUUUGGCAGGCGCUUUCUUGCCGAAGCAAAUUGCACGAAGGGAUGACUCGUUUUUAUCAGGCCAAAGAGGAUCUGCGUGUCAGUCUCAGAUGGAGAGAGCCUGACUAAUUCCUUUAACAGUUUUACAACGGCAAAGUGGAUUUAGAAGACUGUUUCAUGAUGUAUUGAAUUGUACUUGUUUUAUUUAUUUUCCAGAAAUGUUCUCCUUAAUCCGCUUUUCCUUCGGGACUUAUCAUCGGCCACCUGUUAAAAGGUGCCAUGCCUGGUUGUGUGGACUUGACACAACUUGUCUGACUGGGAGAGUUUAAGUUUCGGUUAAUUUAUUUGGACGAACCUCUCUUUAUUUUGAAGGCUUCGGUCUGUUCGUGCGAGUCGCAGUGGAGGGGAACAUAUAUGAUCACAUGAGCAAUAAUGCUUGACAGCCGUACCGGACAGUAAUCAAUCACUGCCAUCUGACAGGCUAAAACAAGCUGAGUAAGUGGUUUAGUGAUGAAUAAGUGCGCCUGUGACUGCGUGGGUGUACAUUUGGGAGCUGAGAGGAUUAAUGUAAUAAUAUUAUUGGAACUGGAUAAAAGACAUAGAAAUGCCAUGUCAGUCCGUAAAAGAAUAUCCAAAAGGUUGUGUAUGAAUGAGUCUGUUUUUGAUAGGAGAUGGCCUGAACUUGAAGAUAAGAGCAAUAGUUCAUCUGUGAUUGUAUGUCAGAUAACUCUUGGGACAUCUACUUUUAGCUCUCUGCCUACUUUCCCCGUCCUGAAGCUGUCUUUAUGAGAGGUGUGUUGGACUAUGUAAAUAUUAGAUGUACAGAAUGUUUGUCAUGAGGAGGCUGCUAAUGUAUUGGUACGUAUGAGGACGUGUCCUGUUUCUGUGACCAGCAUACUCAUGCGCACACAUGGAGACUGACGUCGUAGAGGUGUCUUGCAUAUGUAUGCAUUGUGCAGUAUGCAUGGUGCACCACAUUCACAACUAACUCUGAAAGAUUUCAAUAAAAGCCGGAUUUCCUAGAA
Puntigrus tetrazona (Sumatra barb) is the source of this 3545-nucleotide messenger RNA. RefSeq names its product multiple epidermal growth factor-like domains protein 9. The record is from RefSeq and is a predicted model, not a curated record. Gene Ontology annotation, cellular component: basement membrane. The transcript has 6 exons. Gene Ontology annotation, biological process: axon guidance. Bases 131 to 1825 code for a protein of 564 amino acids. NCBI's taxonomy places the organism in Eukaryota, Metazoa, Chordata, Actinopteri, Cypriniformes, Cyprinidae. Gene Ontology annotation, molecular function: extracellular matrix structural constituent.